This is a messenger RNA of Zygosaccharomyces rouxii, 807 nucleotides long. RefSeq names its product Nhp10p (gene NHP10). The transcript has a single exon. Lineage: Eukaryota; Fungi; Ascomycota; Saccharomycetes; Saccharomycetales; Saccharomycetaceae. Bases 1 to 807 code for a protein of 268 amino acids. The record is from RefSeq and is a predicted model, not a curated record.
AUGUCUGAUGAUAAUGAUUUGAAACGUAAAGCUGAUGAAUUAAAGGAAAAUAAUGAAGUUCUAGCACUCGGUAUUCAAAGGACAAGACUUUCAGUUAAAAGACUGAAACUUGAGUACAGUGUACUUUUAGAAAGACUAGAAUCAAGAGUUGAUUUAGAUCCAGAAUUACGUUAUGAGAACCCAUUACCAACGUUAGAGUCUUUCAAGAAAGAACUUUUAACAAAACCAUUAAAGAAAACAAAGAGCAAAAGGCAAAAGGCAAAGGAUAGAGAUCCGAAUAUGCCCAAAAGACCAACGAAUGCUUAUCUGCUAUUCUGUGAAAUGAAUAAGGAAAAGGUUAGACAACAGGGUUCGCAAGAUGUUUCUAAAGAUUUAACCGAAGCAUGGAAGAAUUUAAAUGAGCAAGAUAGGAAACCUUAUUAUAAAUUGUAUACUGAAGAUAGGGAAAGGUACCAAAAAGAGAUGGAAAUAUACUCAAUGAAGAAUGAUCAUGACAAUGAAAAUGAUCCUGAUCAUGCAAAGGAUCAUGAUGAAGAAUAUGAAGGUGAUGAACCUGAAAAUGGUAGAGAAGGUCCGAAACAUGAGGAUGAUGACGAAGAAGAGGAAGGUGAAGGUGAAGGUGAAGGUGAAGGUGAAGGUGAAGGUGAAGGUGAAGGUGAAGGUGAAGGUGAAGCGGAAGAAGACGAAGGUGAAGAAGAUGAAGAAGAAGAAGAAGACCAGCGUGAGCCGGAAUCUGAGAUUACUCAAUUAGAUGAAGAUGGUGAUAACGAUGAGGAAAUGGCUGAUAUACCCACGAGUGAAAUCUAA